AUGUCUGACAACAACAAUAAAGAAGAGGACACAUCAAAACAAGAGCAACAAAAAGACUUGAACUUUUCAAUCCAAGAUAUUCUCGAAAAUAACCAUCAAAACGCGUUUUCUGUUGCUCAGCCUACUUUUCGUAACCAAAAUACACAUUCUGUUUCAUACAAUAACCUGCCUGCUGAGAUCCAACACUUGUUUGAUAUGCCUUCCGCAGAUAACAAUUAUCCCAGCAAUCAAUGGUCCGGUAGAUCUUCGCCUCUUACUCGUGUACAGUCCAAUCCAACACCACAGAGUUCACCUCAGACCUCCCCUAUGACGACCCAUUCAUCACCUAUUAUGGCAACAGCACCUUCAUCUUCUGUCCAUUCUUCCCCAUCACAACAGCCUAUUCCAAUUGCGCCACAACAGACACAGCAAGUACAACCAGCACAACCAGCCAGUGCAGACAAUCUCACUGCUCAACUUUCUUCCGAUCGGAAAGAACGAUUCAUUGAGCUCUUUAGACAACUACAAAGCAAUUCAGUUACUGCUAAUCAAUUUUUGGCACAAGCAAAGCAAUUGCUGGAUCAGCAACAAUAUCAGCAAUUAGAGAAUCUCAAAAGUAAACCAGUUCAGCGCCCAUCUCCUAAUAGACCCUCGCCUCAUAUACCACACAAGACUAUAUCGAGUUCGCAAUUACGCGCUGAAGAUGCCCAGCGUGCUAUGUCUGGUUUGAUCAGAACACCCCAAGCUAAAAGAACAAGAGCAUCUGAUAUACCCGCACAACCAUUGCCUCCACUCUAUAGAUCCAAUACAGCACCACAAUCUCCACAAUCAGUGCAACAGCAAAUGAAGCAACAUUUAAUGCAACAACAACCAAUGCAAUCAUUACCAGUACAACCACAUAUUAACCAAAAUAACUUCGACCAAUCACCUUAA
Molecule: messenger RNA, 912 nt
Organism: Gilbertella persicaria
Lineage: Eukaryota; Fungi; Mucoromycota; Mucoromycetes; Mucorales; Choanephoraceae
Exons: 4
Coding region: 1-912 (303 amino acids)
Source: RefSeq, a predicted model, not a curated record